AUGCAGUCGCUCCGCGUGCUCCUUCUGCUGCUUGCCGUCCUCUGCGUCGCGGGCAUCGGCGCCAACGAGCAGAGCGUGACCGUCGACCAUGGCCCGCUGGCCUUCUUUGACCGCCUGCACCACGUCCAGCACCAGCUCCGGCGCCAGGUCCUGCUCCGGGUCCUCGUCCAGGCCCUGCGCCAGGUCCUGCUCCAGGUCCCGCCCCUGGUCCUCGCCCCGGUCCCGCACCCGGCCCAGCACCCGGCCCAGGCCCUCGCCCCGUACCCGCGCCUGUGCCAGCGUCCGGUCCCCGCCCGAUCGCGCCCGCCGUGGCCGCGAGCCAGCCGAUGCCCAACCAAGGCAUGCGCCCAAUGCCGCCGCCGAUGA
Molecule: messenger RNA, 366 nt
Organism: Saprolegnia parasitica CBS 223.65
Lineage: Eukaryota; Oomycota; Saprolegniomycetes; Saprolegniales; Saprolegniaceae
Exons: 2
Coding region: 1-366 (121 amino acids)
Source: RefSeq, a predicted model, not a curated record